This is a messenger RNA of Musa acuminata AAA Group (dessert banana), 1301 nucleotides long. Its product is annotated as AP2/ERF and B3 domain-containing transcription repressor RAV2-like. The record is from RefSeq and is a predicted model, not a curated record. The coding region runs from base 92 to 1105 and encodes 337 amino acids. Gene Ontology annotation, molecular function: DNA-binding transcription factor activity; DNA binding. NCBI's taxonomy places the organism in Eukaryota, Viridiplantae, Streptophyta, Magnoliopsida, Zingiberales, Musaceae. The transcript has a single exon. Gene Ontology annotation, biological process: regulation of DNA-templated transcription.
UGCUAUAUAACAACGCCAGCACAAAUAUAGUGUGUGCCUUUAGCACCUCUCUCUCUCUCUCUGUAUCUUCCUUCCCAAUCGCUUCAUAUUUAUGGAGACUAGCAGCGUAGAGGAUGAGUCGAGCGAGGUCGAGAGGCGCUCGUCUCUGCCGCGGCCACCGACGCUGCCAGCUACUGAGGGCUUGCAAAGACUUGGUAGCGGCGCAAGCGUCGUCCUCGAUCCGGAGGUCGGUGCCGAGUCGCGGAAGCUGCCUUCGUCGAGGUACAAAGGCGUGGUUCCGCAGCCCAACGGGCGGUGGGGGGCGCAGAUCUACGACAAGCACCAACGGGUCUGGUUGGGAACUUUCAACGAGGAAGAUGAGGCCGCGCGGGCCUACGACGUGGCCGCGCAGCGGUUCCGAGGGCGCGACGCUGUCACCAACUUCAAGCCGCUCGUCGAGACCGACGACGUCGACGCGGCGGAGCUCUCUUUCCUGGUUUCACGUUCGAAGGCCGAGAUCGUGGACAUGCUCCGUAAGCACACCUACCACGACGAGAUGCGGCAAAGCAGGCAAUCCUCCGGCGCCGAAGGGAGGAGGACUUACCCUUCCCGUGGAGGGAGCAUGGGGUGGUUUGGCGGGCCGCACAGGGAGCACCUCUUCGACAAGGCCGUGACUCCUAGCGACGUCGGCAAGCUGAACAGGCUGGUGAUACCGAAGCAGCACGCGGAGAAGCACUUCCCGCAGCCGCAGACCGGCGCUGCGGCCUGCAAGGCGGUGCUGCUGAACUUCGAAGACGCCUGCGGGAAGGUGUGGCGGUUCCGCUACUCCUACUGGAACAGCAGCCAGAGCUACGUGCUAACCAAGGGCUGGAGACGGUUCGUCAAGGAGGAGGGGCUCAGAGCCGGCGACGUGGUCACCUUCCAUCGGUCGACUGGCCCAGAGAGGCAGCUCUUCAUCGGCCGGAAGACGCGACCGGCCGUUGAGGUGGUGAGGCUCUUCGGCGUGAACAUUGCUGAUGUGAGUGGCGUCGUUAGGCGGAAUGCGAAGAGGACGUGCAGGGACAUGGAAUCCACCGUAUCAUCAUCAUGCGAGCUGCUCAAGAGGCGAUGCAGAGAGGGUUUGUAGCAUCGACCGUUGGAUUUAGGCCAACUUUCCAUCAAUCUUUCACGAGAAGCGGUUGGAAGCAUCACCCUGCAAGAAUAAAAAUGGAAAGAGAAAUAAGAACAGUUGCGUAUAUAUUCUUGUCUUACAGAUGUUUGAUCCAAGACAUGAAUUGUUUAUGCUCGAAUUAUGAUCAAAAUAUCUCAUAGUUCAGUUCUUC